Molecule: messenger RNA, 960 nt
Organism: Eruca vesicaria subsp. sativa (arugula)
Lineage: Eukaryota; Viridiplantae; Streptophyta; Magnoliopsida; Brassicales; Brassicaceae
Source: the annotation of a GenBank genome assembly
AUGUUCCUGAUAAAAAUCCCUUCAGAGACUCUACAGGUAUUGAGUGAACAUACAGAUGAAGUCUGGUUUUUGACAUUCUCACAUGAUGGCAAACACUUAAUUAUUAAUUUUUUGCUGAUCCACUUAGAUAUGUUUUUUUUUUUUUAUCAGAUUGAUGCAGAGAGGAAGUUUAGGCAGAAGCAUAAACUUGUGGGGCACAAGAAACCAGUAGUAACAGUCUUAUGGAGUCCUGAUGAUCAACAAGUCAUUACAUGUGGAGAAAACGAAGUCAUCAAGCGAUGGGAAGUUGGUUCAGGACAAUGUGUUCAAACCUAUGGAAGAGUUGAUGAAGCUGGUUCUGUUUCUUGCGGUUGGUUUCAUGACGGUUCAGGUAUCAUCGGUGCAAUGUCAGACAGAAGAAUCUACCUGUGGAGUUUAGACGGAGCCGAGAUGGAGCACGAGCAAGAACAACGUGCGCAAAACCUUUCUGAUGUAGCCAUGACUAGUGAUGGGAAGUGGAUAGUAAGCGUGGGGGAGGAGCAGCACGAGAUCUCGUUGUUUAGUAGAGAGACCAGAGCUGAGAGAGUGAUUGGACUAGAUGAGAAAGAGAUGGUUACAUCGUUCUCGCUUUCUAGAGACGGUAGGCUUCUUCUAAUAGAUGAUCUCAUUUCAGAGAAGAUCCAACUCUGGUGCAUUGAAGGCGAACUACCGUUUAAGGUUGAGAGCUUCGAGGGACACAAGCGUAGUCGGUUCGUUAUCAGGUCUUGCUUUGGUGGGUAUGAUGAAGAUUUCAUCGCUAGUGGGAGUGAGGAUUCUCAGGUAUACAUAUGGCACGUAGUGAAAGGGUUGAGACCUUGUCGUGUGUUGCGUGGACAUUCAGGAGCUGUGAACUGUGUGAGUUGGAACCCUGCUGAUAUUCAUAUGCUGGCUUCAGGGAGUGAUGAUACAACCAUAAGGAUUUGGGGACUUGCCAAGAACUAG